Eufriesea mexicana is the source of this 2220-nucleotide messenger RNA. RefSeq names its product calponin homology domain-containing protein DDB_G0272472. Lineage: Eukaryota; Metazoa; Arthropoda; Insecta; Hymenoptera; Apidae. The record is from RefSeq and is a predicted model, not a curated record. The transcript is spliced from 5 exons. The coding region runs from base 172 to 2220 and encodes 682 amino acids.
GGAUUGUAUAUACAUCGUAAGUAUAUAUAGGGGAUAUCUUCCACAACUUUCCUUAACAACGGAACAACAACGUAUCAACAAGAGUUUAGAAUGGCUUUUUGACAUAUUUUGCAAGAGAUUUACGAUUACGGUCGCUUAUUAUACUUAUAUAUGAUACAUAUAUGAUACAUCAUGGUGUACAUAAGUGAAGUGACUAAUUUAAUGGAUCGGAUGAUGAAUGUAAAUAUUUUUUAUCCAUCGGAGAAACUACGGAUGUUAAAAGACGAGGAAAAAACAUUUGUCGAUCCAAAUUUAAUAAUGGAUGCGAGACAUCAGAUAUUCAGAGAAAAUUUGUCUGCUUCGUCCACAAAUGAUUCGAUUUUAACGGAAGCAAAAAAAUUAUUGAUGCAAGAAGAGGCGAAACAAUUAUAUAUGAAGAAACAGCAGCAAUUUCUGGAAAGGGAAUUAAAAAAAUUUGAGAUGGAAUUAAGCAAAUCUCGACCAAAAUUUUCGAAAUAUAAGAUAUGUAAGAGAAGUAACUUUGCAUCCUCGGAUGAUGAAGAUUUUUGGAAAACAAGCCGGAAACUAAGAAAUAAGAUAACCAAACAGAAAACAGAUGUAAUCAGUAGUAGUCAUGAUGGGAGUAUAGAUCCUAGUUGCAAGAAACAUACAAUGACAGAAACUGACGAUUCUUUGUUAAAAAUAGAAGAUGAGAAAAAUCAGCAAAAAGCGGAAUGCGAAAUAUCAUGUAUUGGUGGCAUAAAAGUAACGAUUACGGAUAAAUCUAAUUUUGAGGCGGAAACGCAAGAUUUAUGCCUUUUAAAAAAAUAUUUCGAUAUUUUAAAACAAAAUGCUAAUGAAGAACGAUGUCUUCGCGACAUUGAAACAAGAAUUCACCGAAAUAUGAUAUCAAAAAUAACAAGAAAGUACUUCGAUAUUUGGAGAACACGUACGAAAGAAGCCAAAGAUACUGUCCAGAAACAAAAAGAAAAACAAGAAAUUUGCGAAGAAGAGAAAAUCAAAAUAUUUAUAAAUACAAUUAUAGAACGUCAGAAAAAGCUAACGAAAUACCAAAAACCAAGAAUUCGAGAUGAUAGUACAAUCAUAAAAGAAUCGAAAAAUUCGAAUAUUACGAAGAAAAACACUUAUUGUAAACAUAUUAUCAGCGAAUCGCCAGCACAAUGUCGGUUAAAUGCUCAGAAACAAAUAAUAGAAAAGCAAAAAGCCAAAUUAGCUGAACAAAGCAAGAUAAUCGAAGAAUUAAAACUGAAACAGAUGCAAGAGGAAAUAUCUAGGGCGAAUAAGGAGACAAUGGAUAUAGCCAAAAAUACUCUUACUAAUUGCGGGAAAAAUACAAGAAGAACAUUGAUUCAAUUAAUGCAACAAAAUGGCUACAGAGACGAAAGUUUAACAAUACCUCGACAACCGCCGGAUCCACCAAAAUUUCUAUUAAGAAUGGAAGCGCGAGUAGAAGCUAGACGAAAAAGAAUAAAAUUGGCUGAAGAGAUGCGUAGACAGAAACUUGAGGAACAAAAACGAAAGGAAGAAGCUGGUAGAAUAGAAGAGGAACAGAAAAAGAGAAGAUUACAGCAAGAGGCUUUAGCCGAGGCAAGAAGGGUACGAAAAGAGCAAGAGUACAAUCGGCAGCGUGAACUAGAAAAAUUAGAAAAAUUAAACAAUAUAGCAAAUCAAUUUUAUCGAAAAUAUCUUUUACGAAAUUACAUAAUGAAACCUUUCGUAAUACUUAUUAAAAAUCUACGGAGUAAUAUUAAAAAAGCAGAGGAUCAUUAUAGGGAAAAAUUGACAAAGAGAAUUUUUGUAGCAUGGAAAAAGGAAGUGGAAAGUCAAUGUAAAAUAAAAACGGACAUUGCCGAUUCAUUUUAUAGCACGAAUUUAAUGUCUAGAGCGUUUAAGGAAUGGAGGCAGGUAGCUAAAGAAGAAAAUUUAAAAUACCAAGUUGCAAUAGAUUUUUAUGACAUGAAGCUUUUAGAUAAGUUUUUUAGGCUUUGGCAAGUAACAACUUUUGAACUUAAAAUAGAAAAUGAAAAAAGAGAGAAGUUAGUUACUAAGAUUUAUGAAAAUAAAUUAAAAAUCAGAUAUUUUAGUAUAUGGAAGAAAUAUGUCGCGAAUGCUACAGACAUUAAAGAAAGCGAAAAGAAAAGAGAUGAAUUGCGGCAAUUAGUGCAAAAGGUGAUUCCUGAUUUUAAUCCCAAACAGAGAGGUGUAGCACUGGAAGAUUAA